UGAAGACUGCUUCUCACUUUAAUUCCUUUUCUCCCCAUCCAGGUGGCAUAUGAUGUGACUGGCUUGGCUUCCAUGUGGAACAAAGAUGGCGAGACGAAGGUUUAAGAAGUUCAGCACUCUGGAACUUGUUCUCAUUGUUCUGCUGCUUGUGUUGUUCAUCAUUGCAGUGGUUCUAAUUGUGCUCUUAGCCAACUCGACUCCAGCAAAUGUAGCCGUAGAUGCUGAAACAACUGGCACUCCAGACACUACACUCACCAGGACCACUCUUAACUCUCCCAAUUGCCCAGUGCUCAGUGAGCUGCAACGGAUAAAUUGCAUCCCUGACCAGUCAUCUAACAAGGCCACAUGUGAUGAGCGUGGCUGCUGCUGGGAUCCCCAGGGAUCCAUCAUUGCUCCUUGCUACUACUCCAGGGAUCAUGGCUACAAAAUGGAGAGUGACCCUGUAAACACAAAUGCAGGAUUCAGAGCCCCACUGAAAAACUUACCUUCUGCACCCACGUUUGGAAAUGGCAUUGAAAACAUCCUGCUUACAGCUGAGUACCAGACUUCGAAUCGCUUCCACUUUAAGUUGACUGACCAAACCAAGGACAGGUAUGAAGUGCCCCAUGAGCAUGUGAAACCCUUCAGUGGAAAUGCUGCUUCUUCUUUGAACUACAAAGUUGAGGUCUCCAAGGAGCCAUUUAGCAUCAAAAUCACCAGAAAAAGCAAUAACCGUGUGCUAUUUGACUCAAGUAUUGGGCCCCUCCUCUUCUCUGACCAGUUCCUGCAGCUCUCCACCCACCUGCCAAGUACUAAUGUCUAUGGUCUGGGUGAACAUGUGCACCAGCAGUACCGACAUGAUAUGAAUUGGAAGACCUGGCCCAUGUUUUCCAGAGACACAACCCCGAAUGAGGAUGGAACUAACUUGUAUGGUGUGCAAACGUUCUUCCUGUGCCUUGAAGAUAAUAGUGGAUUGUCCUUCGGGGUGUUUCUGAUGAACAGCAAUGCCAUGGAGGUUACUCUUCAGCCUACACCAGCAAUCACAUACCGCAUCAUUGGGGGAAUUCUGGACUUCUAUGUGUUCUUGGGGAACACACCUGAGCAAGUUGUUCAAGAAUAUCUAGAGCUCAUUGGGUGGCCAGCUCUGCCUUCAUACUGGACACUUGGGUUUCAGCUCAGCCGGUAUGAUUAUGAAACCCUAGAUAAUAUGAAAUCAGUUGUGGACAGAAACCGUGCAGCACAACUCCCUUAUGAUGUCCAGCAUGCUGAUAUUGAUUAUAUGGAUCAGAGGAGGGACUUCACUUAUGACACAGUGAAUUUUAAAGGCUUCCCAGAGUUUGCUAAGGAGCUACACAAUAAUGGGCAGAAACUUGUUAUCAUUUUGGAUCCGGCCAUUUCCAACAACUCUCUCUCAAAUAAUCCCUAUCUCCCAUACGAUAGGGGUUCAGAAAUGAAAGUCUGGGUGAAUAGCUCUGAUGGCAUUAAUGCAGUCAUUGGAAAGGUCUGGCCUGGAACAACUGUGUUUCCUGAUUACACCAAUCCCAACUGUGCUGUUUGGUGGACGCAAGAAAUUGAGCGUUUCCACAAUGAAGUGGAGUUUGAUGGAAUUUGGAUUGAUAUGAACGAAGUCUCCAACUUUAUUGAUGGUUCAUUUUCUGGAUGCUCCCAAAACAACUUGAAUUAUCCCCCAUUCACACCAAAAAUCCUGGAUGGACACCUGUUCUCUAAGACUCUCUGCAUGGAUGCAGUUCAGUACUGGGGGAAGCAGUAUGAUGUCCACAAUCUAUAUGGCUACUCCAUGGCUAUUGCCACAGCAGAAGCCGUGAAGACUGUGUUCCCAGACAAGAGAAGCUUCAUCCUAACACGUUCUACCUUCGCUGGUUCUGGCAAAUUUGCAGCCCACUGGUUAGGAGAUAACACUGCCACCUGGAAGGACCUUCAGUGGUCCAUCCCAGGCAUGCUUGAGUUCAACCUCUUCGGUAUUCCAAUGGUAGGGGCUGAUAUAUGUGGCUUUGCCCUGGACACACAUGAGGAGCUCUGCAGGCGCUGGAUGCAGCUGGGGGCAUUUUAUCCAUUUUCUAGGAAUCACAAUGGCCAAGGUUACAAGGAGCAGGAUCCUGCCUCUUUUGGAGCUGACUCCUUGCUGUUGAAUUCGUCUAGGCACUACCUUAACAUCCGCUACACUCUGCUGCCUUACCUCUAUACGCUUUUCUACAGAGCACACACCAGGGGAGACACCGUAGCUAGGCCUCUUCUGCAUGAGUUCUAUGACGACAACAAUACUUGGGGCAUAGACCGGCAAUUUCUGUGGGGACCAGGUCUCCUCAUCACUCCUGUUUUGGAUCAGGGUGCAGAGAAAGUGAAAGCAUAUGUGCCUAAUGCCACUUGGUACGACUAUGAGACCGGAGAGCAAUUGGCAUGGAGAAAGCAAAGCAUUGAGAUGGAACUUCCUGGAGACAAGAUUGGACUUCACCUUCGAGGGGGCUACAUCUUCCCCACACAACAGCCAGCCACAACCACAGAAGCCAGUCGGAAGAAUCCUCUUGGUCUUCUCAUUGCUCUGGAUGAGAACAAAGAAGCAAGAGGAGAGCUGUUCUGGGAUGAUGGCCAGUCAAAAGAUACUGUGGCCAAAAACACUUACCUUUUCACUGAAUUUUCUGCCACUCAAAACCAUUUGGAUGUGACAGUUUCAAGUCCAAACUACAAGGAUCCCAAUAACUUAGAAUUCCAGGAAAUUAAAGUCCUUGGAACACAGGAAUUCCGCAAUGUUAAAGUGAAACAGAAUGGGAAUCUCCUUCAAAUGUCUCCUCAAGUCACUUACAAUUCAAACCUGAAGGUUGCCACCAUCACAAAUAUCCAUCUUAAGUUGGGAGAAGCUUAUACAAUUGAGUGGGAUAUCUUCACAAGGGACGAGGAAAGGAUAGAUUGCUAUCCAGAUGAACAUGGUGCUUCUGAGGCAAAUUGCACUGCCCGUGGAUGCAUCUGGGAGGUAUCCAGCACUCCUGGGGUCCCUCAUUGCUACUUUGCUAAUGAGUUGUACUCAGUCAGCAAUGUUCAGUAUGACUCACAUGGGGCCACAGCUGACAUCACCUUGAAGGCUUCAACUUACAGCAAUGCCUUCCCCUCUACACCUGUGAAUCAACUGCAACUGAAAGUGACUUACCACAAGAACGAAAUGCUGCAGUUUAAGAUUUAUGAUCCCAACAACAAUCGAUAUGAAGUCCCAGUCCCUCUGAACAUCCCCAGUGCUCCAUCCAGCACCCCUGAAGGCCGUCUCUAUGAUGUUGUCAUCAGGGAGAAUCCAUUUGGGAUUCAAAUUCGCCGGAAGAGUACAGGCACUGUAAUCUGGGACUCUCAGCUCCUUGGGUUCACUUUCAAUGACAUGUUCAUUCGCAUCUCUACCCGCCUGCCCUCCACAUACAUCUAUGGCUUUGGGGAAACUGAGCAUACAACCUUCAAGAUAGACAUGAACUGGCACACAUGGGGCAUGUUUUCCAGGGAUGAGCCCCCAGGGUACAAGAAGAAUUCCUAUGGUGUCCACCCUUACUACAUGGGGCUAGAGGAGGAUGGCAAUGCCCACGGAGUCCUCCUAAUGAACAGCAAUGCCAUGGAUGUGACCUUCCAGCCCAUGCCUGCCCUGACAUACCGAACCAUAGGGGGCAUUCUGGACUUCUAUGUGUUCUUGGGCCCAACUCCAGAGAUUGUGACUCAACAAUACACAGAGUUGAUUGGGCGUCCUGUGAUGGUACCUUAUUGGUCCCUGGGAUUCCAGUUGUGUCGCUAUGGAUAUGAGAAUGAUGCUGAGAUUGCCAACCUGUACGAUGAGAUGGUGGCUAAGCAGAUCCCCUAUGAUGUGCAGUACUCAGACAUUGACUAUAUGGAGAGGCAGCUGGAUUUCAAGCUGAAUCCCAAGUUCUCUGGGUUUCCAGCCCUGAUCAAUCGCAUGAAGGCCAAUGGGAUGCGGGUCAUCCUCAUUCUGGACCCAGCCAUUUCUGGCAAUGAGACAGAGCCCUACCCUGCCUUCACCCAGGGUGUGGAGAAUGACGUCUUCAUCAGAUAUCCCAAUAACGGAGGCAUUGUCUGGGGAAAGGUCUGGCCUGAUUACCCUAAUAUCUCUGUGGACCCCUCUCUCGACUGGGACAGUCAAGUGGAGAGACAAGACCCUGUAUCCUGGAAUAAAACCUUCGAGGAUAUAUCCAGAAGUGUGCUGGAGACCAGAUACACCCUGUUGCCAUAUCUCUACACCUUGAUGUACAAGGCCCACAAGGAGGGCAGCACAGUUGUGCGGCCUCUUCUCCAUGAGUUUCUGGCAGACCGGGAGACCUGGAACAUUGAUAAACAGUUCCUGUUGGGUCCUGCCUUCCUAGUCAGCCCUGUGUUGGAGCCUAAUGCCAGAAAUGUCUCUGCCUAUUUCCCUAAAGCCCAGUGGUAUGAUUAUUACACGGGUGCAAACAUUAAUUCAACAGGUUGGACAACCUUGCCAGCCCCUCUCGAACACAUUAAUCUUCAUGUCCGAGGGGGCUACAUCUUGCCAUGGCAACAAUCUGCCCUGAACACAAACUUAAGUCGGAAGAAACCUCUUGGUCUUCUCAUUGCUCUGGAUGAGAAUAAAGAAGCAAGAGGAGAGCUGUUCUGGGAUGAUGGCCAGUCAAAAGAUUCUGUGGCCCAAAACACUUACCUUUUCACUGAAUUUUCUGCCACUCAAAACCAUUUGGAUGUGACAGUUUCAAGUCCAAACUACAAGGAUCCCAAUAACUUAGAAUUCCAGGAAAUUAAAAUCCUUGGAACACAGGAAUUGCUCAAUGUUACAGUGAAACAGAAUGGGAAUCUCCUUCAAAUGUCCCCACAAGUCACUUACAAUUCAAACCUAAAGGUUGCCACCAUCACAAAUAUCCAUCUCAAGCUGGGAGAAGCAUAUACAGUUGAGUGGGAAAAUUGGAGAAGGGAUGAGGAAAAAAUAGAUUGCUAUCCAGAUGAGCAUGGUGUUUCCGAAGCAAACUGCACUGCCCGUGGCUGCAUCUGGGAGGUAUCCAGCACUCCUGGGGUCCCUCAUUGCUACUUUGCUAAUGAGCUGUACUCAGUCAGCAAUGUUCAAUAUGACUCACAUGGGGCCACAGCUGACAUCACCUUGAAGGCUUCUACUUAUAGCAAUGCCUUCCCGUCUACACCUGUGAAUCAACUGCAACUGAAAGUGACUUACCACAAGAACGAAAUGCUGCAGUUUAAGAUUUAUGAUCCCAACCAUAAUCGAUAUGAAGUCCCUGUCCCUCUGAACAUCCCCAGUGCUCCAUCCAGCACCCCUCAAGGCCGUCUCUAUGAUGUUGUCAUCAAGGAGAAUCCAUUUGGGAUUCAAAUUCGCCGGAAGAGUACAGGCACUGUAAUCUGGGACUCUCAGCUCCUUGGCUUCACUUUCAAUGACAUGUUCAUUCGCAUCUCCACCCGCCUGCCCUCCACAUACAUCUAUGGCUUUGGGGAAACUGAGCAUACAACCUUCAAAAUAGACAUGAACUGGAAUACAUGGGGCAUGUUUUCCAGGGAUGAGCCUCCAGGGAACAAGAAGAAUUCCUAUGGUGUCCACCCUUACUACAUGGGUCUGGAGGAGGAUGGCAAUGCCCAUGGAGUCCUCUUGUUGAACAGCAAUGCCAUGGAUGUGACCUUCCAGCCCAUGCCUGCCUUGACAUACCGAACCAUAGGGGGCAUUCUGGACUUCUAUGUGUUCUUAGGCCCAACUCCAGAGAUUGUCACUCAGCAAUACACAGAGUUGAUUGGUCGGCCUGUGAUGGUACCUUACUGGUCCCUGGGAUUCCAGCUGUGUCGCUAUGGAUAUGAGAAUGAUGCUGAGAUUGCCAACUUGUAUGAUGAGAUGGUGGCUAAGAAGAUCCCCUAUGAUGUGCAGUACUCAGACAUUGACUACAUGGAGAGGCAGCUGGAUUUCAAGCUGAGCCCCAAGUUCUCUGGGUUUCCAGCCCUGAUCAAUCGCAUGAAGGCCAACGGGAUGCGGGUCAUCCUCAUUCUGGACCCAGCCAUUUCUGGCAAUGAGACAGAGCCCUACCCUGCCUUCACCCAGGGUGUGGAGAAUGACGUCUUCAUCAGAUAUCCCAAUAAAGGAAGCAUUGUCUGGGGAAAGGUCUGGCCUGAUUACCCUAAUAUCACUGUGGACCCGUCUUUAGACUGGGAUAGUCAAGUGGAGCAAUACCGAGCUUAUGUGGCCUUCCCAGACUUUUUCCGUAAUUCAACUGCCACGUGGUGGAAAAAGGAGAUUAAAGAACUCCACAGCAACACACAGGAUCCUGCAAAGAGCUUAAAGUUUGAUGGCCUGUGGAUUGAUAUGAAUGAACCUUCCAGCUUUGUGAACGGGGCAGUUCCUUCCGGCUGCAGUGAUGCUACCCUGAACCGCCCUCCCUAUAUGCCACAUUUGGAAGCCAGGGACAGGGGCCUGAGCAGUAAGACCCUGUGCAUGGAGGGCGAGCACAUCCUUCCAGAUGGUACCCAGGUGCGGCACUAUGAUGUACACAACCUGUAUGGGUGGUCCCAGACCAGACCCACCUACGAAGCUGUGCAGGAGGUGACAGGAGAGAGAGGGAUUGUCAUCACCCGCUCCACAUUCCCCUCUUCUGGACGCUGGGGAGGACACUGGCUGGGAGACAACACAGCUGCCUGGGACCAGCUGGGGAAAUCCAUCAUUGGCAUGAUGGAUUUCAGCCUCUUUGGUAUAUCCUAUACUGGGUCAGACAUCUGUGGGUUCUUUAACGAUGCUGAGUUUGAGAUGUGUGUUCGCUGGAUGCAGCUGGGUGCCUUUUACCCCUUCUCCAGGAACCAUAACACCAUCGGGACCAGGAGACAAGACCCUGUAUCCUGGAAUAAAACCUUCGAGGAUAUUUCCAGAGGUGUGCUGGAGACCAGAUACCUCCUGUUGCCAUAUCUCUACACCUUGAUGUACAAGGCUCACAUGGAGGGCAGCACAGUUGUACGGCCUCUUCUCCAUGAGUUUGUGUCAGACCGGGAGACCUGGAAUAUAGACAAACAGUUCCUGUUGGGCCCAGCCUUCCUAGUCAGCCCCGUGCUGGAGCCUAAUGCCAGGACGGUUGCAGCAUAUUUUCCCAGAGCCCGCUGGUAUGACUACUACACGGGUGUAGCUAUCAAUGCAAAGGGAGAAUGGAAGACCUUGCAAGCUCCUCUUGAGUACAUUAAUCUUCAUAUUCGUGGGGGCUACAUUCUGCCCUGGCAGGAACCUGCCAUGAACACGCAGUCAAGCCGUCAGAAGUUGAUGGGCCUCAGGGCUACGUUGAAUGAUGAGGGACUUGCUGAAGGCUGGCUCUUCUGGGAUGAUGGGAAAAGAAUCAAUAUCGAUCAGUACUACUUGGCCAGGUUUUCUGUCAGCCAGAAUACAUUGCAGACACAUGUAAUGCAUAACAAUUACAUCACUGGCACAGCACCCUUGUAUUUAGGCUACAUUGACAUCUGGGGAUUGAGCACUUCUUCCAUUACCAGUGUGAAGAUCUCUUGGAACAAUGUUAAUGAAGAAGUCAUCUCUCACUACGACCCCACAACCCAGAUAUUAAGUGUCAAUGUGGCAGACAAAAAAAUCAGCCUGCAUGCUUUCAAGUCACUGACAUGGAACUCUUCAUAAUUUUUAAAGCAAGAUACUAUGAACAGAUUUAUAUUGCUUAUACUUCAUAGUGAUAUAAUAAUUGUAUAUCAUCAAUUGUUUCAUUACCAGUAUGGCUAGGAUAUUUUAUGGUUUUAUUUUGUUAUUUUUUUGUGUGUCUAUAUGACUCCCAAAGUUACUAUCUCUACUGUAUCUAUAUAAUUAGUGUGGUAUAUAUGGUUCAUCACAUGACAUUCAUUGAAAGCAUGAAGAUGAAAGUGAUUCAUGUUGAAGUGUGUGUGUGUGUGUGUGUGUGUGUGUGUGUGUGUGUGUGUGUGUGUAGGGGAUUCAAAUGUUUUCCUAAAGAUACAGCAGAAAUAUUGUCAUGGCAGCUCCUAUUUAAAGUUAAGCAACUCUUAAGAAGUAUGCAGGAGGAACUUCUGCAAGGUGGUCUGGGGGAGGAGACCAAUAUACUGAGAGUAUAAUGGAGGAUGAAGGAAAAGAACAGAGAAGGAAGGAAUCAUGAAAGAUGUGAAGCAAAGGUAGGCAACAGCAAGAGUAACAGUCAUCCUCUGGAGGGAGCCUUGUGUGGGGCGGGGGGAAGGGGAGAAGGAGUCACCUCACUGGAAGGAGAAUAGUGGGUUGGAGAAAUUAUUAACAUUCGGGAAGGCUGUGGGGAGAUUUAAGUAGAGAGAGCUAAAGGAAGGCAUUGAUGUAUAAAAUAAGUUGUUUUAUAGAGGUGUGAUUUAAAGUGUAUAAAUCUUAUUUGUUGACCAUAUCAUGUACAUAACAACAGUUUACAUAAACGUCUAUGAUUUACAUGCCACAGAAAAAUAAAGCAAUGAAUUUGAAAGACA
Mastomys coucha (southern multimammate mouse) is the source of this 8424-nucleotide messenger RNA. RefSeq names its product maltase-glucoamylase (gene Mgam). Gene Ontology annotation, molecular function: carbohydrate binding; alpha-1,4-glucosidase activity. Bases 86 to 7609 code for a protein of 2507 amino acids. The transcript is spliced from 65 exons. The record is from RefSeq and is a predicted model, not a curated record. Gene Ontology annotation, biological process: carbohydrate metabolic process. NCBI's taxonomy places the organism in Eukaryota, Metazoa, Chordata, Mammalia, Rodentia, Muridae.